AUGGCCGGUGGUCAAGAAGGAAGAAAGGGGUCGGCAUCACCGCCACCACCACCACCACCACCAGCAACACCACCAAAGAGCGGUGGUGGUGGUCAACAUCAACAUCAACAUCAUCAUCUGCAUCAUCUACACCAUCUACACCAACAAUAUCAGCAAUUUCAGCAACCGGCACUACUACCACCAUAUCCACAAAGUCAACAUUCACAAAGUCGUCACCCGCAGCAGCAGCAGCAGCAGCCUCCAAGAAGUGCAGCACCACCAGCACCAACACCCGCACCAGUACCAGCACCCGCACCAGCACAACCACCAAGCAGCACCGUCGACCCAAGUCUAUUGCCAUACACGGGCGAGCAACGAAUACUCGAAUUGCACCGACGAGAACUCGAGAAAGCUUCUAGCGGUGAUACCAGCGAUCAUGACUACACAACCCCCCUCCUCCCCCACCUAAAACUCAUCUCCGCCGACUCCUCCCUCCCCCACCCCAAGUCCUACUUCCGCUACACCGUCCAACCCUCCCACUGCAACCGCAACGGCACCCUCCACGGCGGCUGCAUCGCCACUCUCUUCGACUACUGCACCAGCAUGCCGCUUGCGCUCGUCUCCCGCCCCGGGUUCUGGUACUCUCUGGGCGUCAGUCGGUCUUUAAACACGACGUACUUGCGGCCUGUCCCCGUGGGCACCGAAGUGUUUAUCGAGUGCGAGGUGGUGGCGCUCGGUAAGCGGAUGGCGAGUAUUAGUGGCAAGAUGAGGAGGGCGGUGGAUGGCGCGCUGGUGGCUACUUGUGAGCAUGGCAAGGUGAAUACGGAUGGGGCGGAGGGGGGGAGUAAGCUUUGA
Messenger RNA from Neurospora hispaniola, 834 nucleotides. RefSeq names its product Thioesterase/thiol ester dehydrase-isomerase. The record is from RefSeq and is a predicted model, not a curated record. The transcript has 2 exons. The coding region runs from base 1 to 834 and encodes 277 amino acids. Gene Ontology annotation, molecular function: fatty acyl-CoA hydrolase activity. NCBI's taxonomy places the organism in Eukaryota, Fungi, Ascomycota, Sordariomycetes, Sordariales, Sordariaceae.